Messenger RNA from Procambarus clarkii (red swamp crayfish), 1558 nucleotides. Lineage: Eukaryota; Metazoa; Arthropoda; Malacostraca; Decapoda; Cambaridae. The record is from RefSeq and is a predicted model, not a curated record.
AGAGAGAAGGGAAGAUAAAGAAGUGAGGGGAUAGGAGAAGGGGAAAGACACGUGAGAGAGGAAUAGGGGAAUGAGAAGUAAUUAAGUAAUGAAAGGUGACAGGUGAGGAAGGAUAGAGAAUAGAGAGAGAGGAGCGACGAGAGAAAAGUAGAAGACGACAAUGAGAUGGGAAAGAUGAGAAUGAACAGAGAAUGAGAGAGGAGAAUGAAGGAUAAGGGAAAGUUGAGAAGGGAGCCAACGAAAUGCGUCUCAAAGCAAGGCAUUAACGGGUCAUCACAAAAGGAGACGAUGGCAACUAUUAAUGACGUCACAACCUUCCACAUGGUCUCAAUACUACCUUCAUUCACAAUAUACAGUGAAUUACAGCUUCCUAAUGAAUUCACCAUUCUCGUGUACCUGGCUUGCGCUUGUGUAUGGACACGCAAAGGUAAGACACUGUCGUUUAAUCCUUAAUAAUAUCUAAUGCCGAGCCAGAGGCGACAGUAUGACGUCACGCGCGGCGCCAUAUCAUUGGUCGGGAGACCUGGACAAAACGAACGCUUGCUGGAACGUUGUGUUGACAACAUUAUAAGACCAGCCGAUGUUAGGGGUCCAUUCAGUCCCGAAUUAAAGCAACGCACCUUCAGCACAUGACGAUUACGGAGCUGUGAAGGUGUCUGGUUGUAAACAAACCGGUUUCAGUCGCUUUAGAAUCGUUUCCGGCAGUUGAUAAGUCAUGUGCAGUACCCACUACAAUUUCAAGAGUGUGCAUCCUGAAGUAACCUGCGCCGAGGACAUGGAAGACCUGAUCGGUACGGCCAUUUGCUACCAGUACAUGUUCGAGAAGCGCACCUCACCGUGGGAGAGGUGCGAGUGGUCUGAGGGUGAACUGGAAGCCUUUGAGAUAGAUCUGGAGGCCGUCGACCGCCUCUACUACAUCUAUCACUGCGACGACGGUGUCUCCGGCAGGGACUUCGAAUUCGCUGGCAGGAUGGAGUACAAGCACGGUUAUGUCUACAUCAAGAUGUCAGCCGGCUGUGACUUCACCGGCUUUGAAUGCCAAGGAGGAGGCAAGAUCUUCCUCACCUUCGACGCUAGGAUCUUCCUCAAGUCCGCCAUGGAGCAACACUACCAGCCUCACCUCAUCUGGGAGUCCAUGGUGCAGGACGGGCUGGACGUUGAAGAGCCUUCGUCCUCCUCCUCCUCCUCACAUCUCCAGAAAACAAUGACCUGGUUAUACUCCACCUCCUGUGGCACUUGACCCUGGCACCACCAGACGGACGGACGGACGAGUUGACCUACUUCGGUAGGGCCGUCAAUCUCCCGUGUCGCUGCCAGGGUCGAAGAGGCUGCCAGACCAGACGAAGGUGACGGAAGCUGGUGACUGCAAGCAUCUUAUGUUGGUCGCUCUCUACAGCAUCACUCGACAGUGGCUGAUGGGGUGAUGCCCGCACCCUAAGACGUGUCCUGGGGUGCCUGUUCACAAGUGUUCAAGCAACACCGUCUGUUGAACGGGAACGGAUACCUCUCCUCUCUUCUCUUCAUAUUUUAUAAUUACAUUAAAAUCAAUAACAUUGAA